Molecule: messenger RNA, 1206 nt
Organism: Episyrphus balteatus (marmalade hoverfly)
Lineage: Eukaryota; Metazoa; Arthropoda; Insecta; Diptera; Syrphidae
Product: EARP-interacting protein homolog
Exons: 4
Coding region: 107-1198 (363 amino acids)
Biological process (GO): protein ubiquitination
Molecular function (GO): protein binding
Source: RefSeq, a predicted model, not a curated record
GACAUUGCACUAUUUUGCUUGCACUGUAAAAACAUCUCGUAUUUGUUGUUUUCAAUUUGUAAUAAAUAUUUUAUUUAUUUUAUUUGUUUAACAAAAGUCUCAAAUUAUGGAUGAUGCCAACGGGUUAAUUUAUGGCCUUGAAUUCCAGGCUAGAGCUCUUACACCACAAUAUGGAGAAUCCAACGAAGUUCGAUUCUUUAUUGCCACCCAGUCUUUGAAACCAAAUAAUCAGGUACAUCUUCUCGAGUACAAUGAAGAAAAAGCAUUGAUAAAAGCCAAGGUAUUUGCUCAUCCACUUGGUGAAGUCUGGAAGCUAAACAGCAGUCCACACAAUGCCCGUUCCUUAUUGUCUUGUUAUAGUUUUCAAAAAGGUGCCCAAGUCAUAACACAUUCCGCUGUCCUAACAAUUCCAGAAAAUCUCGAUGAUAAAGAUCUCGAUUCAGAAUUCAUUCCAUAUGAUAACGUUGAGAUUCUUCCUACUGAGGAAUUUGGAACAGAUGUUAAAACUACUGAAUUCCAUCCCAAUGAUGAAAAUAUCCUUGCUACCGUUGUUGAUGGUAAAAUUGUAAUUUUUGAUCGAACUCAAGUAAAGUCACGAGGUGUUGCUGAGAUAACGUCUAAAAACUCUCCAAAGUUUACAACUGGCAAAUGGUCUCAACAUCAUCAAGGCAAUCAAUUUAAUGCCCUUCACGACUGUGCUAUUCGAUCUUAUGACAUCCGAGAUACCAAUCACUGUGCGUGGUCGAUUGAGGAUGCUCAUGGGCAACUCGUCCGCGAUGUCGACUGUAAUCCAAACAAACAAUGUCACAUACUUACCGGUGGAGAUGAUGGUUUUUUGAAAAUCUGGGACAGUCGGAUGCUUAGAGAACCUGUCUUUGUGCGGGGUGAUCAUUCACAUUGGAUAUGGAAUGUUAGAUUUAAUACAUUCCAUGACCAGUUGCUUUUAUCGAGUAGCAGUGAUUGCAAGGUACUGUUGACUUGUGCCGGUUCGGUUAGUUCUGAAACAACCGAAGAGGAUGGAGAACCAAAAAAGUUACUUUCGGAUGGAUUGUUGCAAACUUUUGACCAACAUGAAGAUUCGGUGUAUUGUGUAGAAUGGAGUAAUGUAGAUCCGUGGAUAUUUGCUUCUUUAAGUUAUGAUGGGAGAGUGAUUAUUUCGAAAGUACCAAAACAGUAUAAAUAUCAAAUAAUAUUUUAAAAACUGAA